CACUCAUGUAGGAACAGCCGUUCACAUAGAUUUGAGGGCUCAUCAUCCCUUCUUUAAACAGCCCUGAAGAUUUGAAGAGAGAGAAAGAGAGCCAUGGUUUCUAGGGAGCAAAAGAGAGCAGCUCUGUAUGAGAAGCUUCAACUUCUUCGUUCUGUUACAAAUUCUCAUGCACUAAACAAAACCUCAAUUAUAGUUGAUGCAUCCAAAUAUAUAGAAGAGUUGAAGCAAAAGGUAGAGAGUCUGAAUCAAGACAUUGCAACUGCACAAAACUCAAGCGACCCAAAUCCAUUGCCAGUGCAGGUUACAGUACAAACUGUGGAAAAAGGAUUUCUAAUCAAUGUGUUCUCAGAAAAGAGUUGCCCUGGUUUGCUUGUCUCCAUAUUGGAAGCCUUUGAGGAAUUGGGUCUGAAUGUGCUUGAUGCUAGAGUUUCUUGUUCAGACAAUUUUUCCUUAGAAGCAAUUGGUGAAAAUGAGGGACAAGGGAGCAUAGAUGCUCAAGUGGUGAAACAAUCAGUGUUGCAGGCUAUCAAGAACUGGAGUGAAGACAAUGAACAAGUACAAUAGAGAAUUAUUUGUUACCUAUCCCUAGCUUUCCAUUUUAUCAGUCUACUUUAAAAAUUUUAGUUACAUAUGGAUCUAUGCUCAGAAGUUUCGAACAAGCACUAGAGGAGCGAGCAACGCAGUUGUAAGGAAUUGCGUUUGUGUCAUUGAAGAAAAACUGUCAACCAGAUUAUAUGCAACUCUUGACCUUUCACUC
Molecule: messenger RNA, 757 nt
Organism: Macadamia integrifolia
Lineage: Eukaryota; Viridiplantae; Streptophyta; Magnoliopsida; Proteales; Proteaceae
Product: transcription factor bHLH61-like
Exons: 4
Coding region: 94-564 (156 amino acids)
Biological process (GO): regulation of DNA-templated transcription
Cellular component (GO): nucleus
Molecular function (GO): sequence-specific DNA binding; protein dimerization activity; DNA-binding transcription factor activity
Source: RefSeq, a predicted model, not a curated record